Messenger RNA from Miscanthus lutarioriparius, 708 nucleotides. NCBI's taxonomy places the organism in Eukaryota, Viridiplantae, Streptophyta, Magnoliopsida, Poales, Poaceae. The record is from the annotation of a GenBank genome assembly.
AUGGAAGCUCCGGGACCGCCUCCGCCAUGCGUGCGCCUCGUCGGACCUGCCUUGCCUGCUCCUCCAUCCGUUGCCCCAACGCCUCUUCCCGCGAAGCAUCAAGGCACCGUCAUCUCUGCCGCCCCUGCGCGUUCUGGGGCUGCUGUCCUCCCGCACUCUCGUUUCGUCGAUGGUGGAGGCAGCAAGGUGUCUGCGCCGGUGCUAAAAAAGACGCGUGUGAUGAAGAAAGCCGGCGCUGUGCAGCCUCCCCGAGCUCCUGCACGAUCUCCAGCAGCACCAAGCACGCAGGCAAGUGCCCAAGAAGCUAUUGAUGUUGUUGUCAUGGAUGACGCCCAGCAGCUGUUCGAGGAAUCGCCUGCAAGUGUUCAAGAAACAUUCAGCUUACCUGAACAAUAUACACAAGUGGCUGGUCUAAAGAAGAAAGAAAAGCAAAAAGGUGGAUCAAAACGAAAGAAAUCUUGGACUGAAAAUUUUCAGAAGAAAAAGAAAAACAAAGGGAACAAGAAGAAUACAAGCAAACCUAUGCAACAAGAAGAUGGAAGUCAUGUUCCAGAAUCGCAAGCAUAUGAAUCAAUUUCUAGUUUUACCCAAAUUCUUAUGGUUUUUGAAUAUGAAAUGGGGAAGACCUUCUUAUGUGCAAAAGGAUCCCCAUUAAUAACGACGCCAGUCCUCGAAGAUCGACCAAAGGUUAUGGGUGUUAUGGUCUGA